AAUUUCCCACUGGGAAGGGAAGAGAGGCCAAUCCGAAUUAUUGCUAUGGUGCUAUCAAGGUGGGUGGGGCUCUAAAGGCCACCCACCUACCCACAUAACCACGAACCUUAUCCCAAGCAAGCGACCAUAAACAAAAGACUAUAGCAAGAAGAAAGCUUCAAUAAUAAGUAUUAAUUCAUACAUGUCUACUGCUAAAGUGUUCGAUGCCGGCAACUACACAACUGCUACUCUAAGCCUCGAUCCGGAGCGAUGGGUCUCGACAUCCGUUCCCCCUCCGAAGCCGCUCUUGAUUGCCACACCAUCGGGAGAUGAAUCCGGCGAGUUCCCACUGCUCCUCCUCCUCCAUGGCUAUCUCCUCUCCAACUCUUUCUACUCUCAGCUCAUCCAGCACGUCGCUUCCCAUGGCUUCAUCGUCAUUGCUCCUCAGCUAUACACUGUGGCCGGACCCGAUUCGACGGAAGAAAUCAGGUCGGCAGCGGCAAUAACAAACUGGUUACCGGAAGGCCUCCAGAAGUUGCUUCCGGCCAAUGUUCGGCCAAACCUGAGCAAGAUCGCAUUGUCCGGCCAUAGCCGGGGAGGCAAGGCCGCAUUUGCGCUUGCGCUCGGUAGAACAGCUACCGCUUCCCUGAAAUUCUCAGCCCUAAUCGGCAUAGAUCCGGUUGACGGCAUGGACAAGGGCAAGCAAACUCCGCCGGCGGUGCUCACCUACAUCCCGCACUCGUUCGAUCUGGACAUGGCGGUGAUGGUGAUCGGGUCGGGUUUGGGCGAGGUGAAGAAGAACCCGUUCUUCCCUGCCUGCGCGCCAAAGGGAGUGAACCACGAGAACUUUUACGGCGAGUGCCGGAAGCCAGCGUUCUAUUUUGUGGCCAAGGACUACGGCCACGUCGACAUGCUGGACGAUAACACCGGCGGGAUAAGGGGGAAGGCGACGUACUGUUUGUGCAAGAAUGGGAGGAGUAGAGGGCCGAUGCGGCGGUUUGUAGCGGGGAUUACGGUGGCGUUCAUGAGAGCUUACUUGGAGGGCGAUUUGAGUGAUUUGAUGGCGGUGAGAUACGGGCAGACGGUGACGCCGGUGGAGCUUCAGAAAGUUGAUUCUCUCUAGUGAAAACUCAACUCCAUUGAUAUGGAAGUUUAAAAUUUUCCUUUCUACAGUUGCUGUAUACGAAGGUUUGAUUUGAUUCGAUUUCCACAGUUUCCAUAUAUGGUUGCUUUUCUGUGGCUUGUAGACUUACAAUCAAUUCGAAGAUAUAUUGGCUAGCUUGUUAUA
This is a messenger RNA of Diospyros lotus (date-plum), 1267 nucleotides long. Its product is annotated as chlorophyllase-2. Gene Ontology annotation, molecular function: chlorophyllase activity. The coding region runs from base 182 to 1102 and encodes 306 amino acids. Gene Ontology annotation, biological process: chlorophyll catabolic process. The transcript is spliced from 2 exons. Lineage: Eukaryota; Viridiplantae; Streptophyta; Magnoliopsida; Ericales; Ebenaceae. The record is from RefSeq and is a predicted model, not a curated record.